CUAUGGGUAUUGAUGAACUUCAUUCAAAGGAUAACAGAGGUCAAACGGAGAAGACCAGCACCAAACUCUCAACCUGCCUCAUAAUUGUCCUCGGCAUUCCAGUAUGUUUCUUUUUAUGAGACUUUUUCCAGUGCCAAGAGCUUCAGUACAAUGUGGAAAUGGAUACUGACAAAGAGUGCCUCAGCCCUGUCACACCUGGCUUCUGUCUUCCUCCUUUUCCUCAUCUGUUCCUCGUCUGUUGGCUGCAAUGACAUCAGCAGAGAUAUGUUGUCUCCCAAUAUCACGGGCUCCUCGUCCAGCCUCGGAAGGCAUGUGCGCAGCUACAAGUACCUGGAAGGGGAUGUGCGGUGGAGGAAACUCUUCUCUUUCACCAAAUACUUUCUCAAGAUCGAUAGCAACGGCAAGGUCGGGGGAACAAAGAAGGAAAACUGCCCCUUCAGUAUAUUAAAAAUCACAUCAGUGGAUGUUGGGGUUGUGGCUAUUAAGGCAAUUAACAGCAAUUAUUAUUUGGCCAUGAACAAGAAAGGAAAAAUCUAUGGCUCAAAAGAGUUUAAUAUUGACUGCAAACUUAAAGAGAGAAUAGAAGAGAACGGUUACAAUACCUACUCUUCCAUGAAGUGGAAGCACAAUGAACGGCAAAUGUUUGUGGCUUUGAAUGGCAAAGGGUCUCCACGGAGAGGACACAAAACACGGCGGAAACACCCUUCAGCCCACUUUUUACCGAUAGUGGUGAGACAGGACGUCUCUAUCAUAUCAGACUAGAAUCAACGAAGGCAUAGCAUCGCAGUUAUGAAGAUAACAAGUCCUUGUUCCAACUCUUCCCAAGCAUGGCAAUACUGUUGAAACAUUGAAGCCUUAAUGAAGAACAUUAUCAGAGCUCAGGCAGUAAACUCAAGAGACAUCUGCUUGUAAAACUUUGAACAAGGCUUUGAUAUUCAGAUAACUGUUACUGGCACAGGGUGUUCUCAUGCCAGUAAACUGGGGUGGAAGCUAUUUCGCUGCUGGGCGAGGCAGAAAUGUCUUGUGAUACAACCUGAAGCACGAGAAGCAAUACAGUUGUCCGAUGUUGUAUGAUCUUUGUGAGAAGACGUUAUUUAUGGAGUAAUAACCCAUAUCAAAGACUUUAUGCUCAUUCAAGCCUGAUUAUCCAAUGAGCAGUUAAACACGCAUACGUUUAUCUGGAAGCACUUUGGGACAGACAUGAGAACAACUGUUUUCUGUGAACCACACUUCAAUACAAUAGACAGACGCCAAGAAACUAUAAGCACAGAUACUUAAAGCUGCUCUAGCAAAAUGAGUCUUCAGUUGGAAACAAUUUUACUCUCCAGUUGAGUUCCAAAUUCAACUCCUAAUAUGUGCUUAAUUUACAGAGGCUGCGGAUUCCUCAGAUUAACUCAGUUGUUCUCAAAUUAGCUUUGUGAUGAUCCUUGAAUGAAAGUAAACCGUAGAAUCCGAGUGCUUUCAUUCCUCACUAUAAUAUAAAUGUAGAAUGUAUUAAUCUUCUACAAUUCACGAAACGGCCCAUUUUGCUGAAAAAUUAGAUCCAUUUUGAUAGAGCAGGUCAAAAAAUAGUAACAGUAUACAUCCCUUUCUCAUUGUAACACACUCUGUAAGUUGCAUUAAGCCUCUCUUGCAGUGUGAGUAGAAAAUACAAGUAGUAGUCAAAUUGUAUUUUGUUCUAAAUACUUUUAAAGAUAUUUCUAUAAGAUUAAUAUUGAUGCUGCAUUCCCUUUGUACUUUUGUUAUUGUAAAAUGGUCUGUUUAUUUUCGUUGUUGGGAAUAGUAUUUUUGGUACAGAGAAGAGUUUUUGACAAGGCAGACUGUAGAUUUGUUCUAGAGUUUAACCUCUUUAUUGCUGGUGUCCCGUGAUUAUUUAACUUGUGCCAUCCUAGGCAAUACCUAGCCAGCACUUCCAGGUGUUUAAUCUGUUAUCUGUUUAACCACUACUUAGCUGUACAAACGAUGCUUUCUACGUUGCAUAGUGGAAAACAAUCAUCUGAUCACUGUCAUGGUUUCUUUAAUAAAGUUGAUUGUCUCUUACAUUCAGGACAACAUAUC
Molecule: messenger RNA, 2058 nt
Organism: Callorhinchus milii (elephant shark)
Lineage: Eukaryota; Metazoa; Chordata; Chondrichthyes; Chimaeriformes; Callorhinchidae
Product: fibroblast growth factor 10
Exons: 3
Coding region: 151-762 (203 amino acids)
Biological process (GO): fibroblast growth factor receptor signaling pathway; animal organ morphogenesis; positive regulation of epithelial cell proliferation
Cellular component (GO): cytoplasm
Molecular function (GO): type 2 fibroblast growth factor receptor binding; growth factor activity; chemoattractant activity
Source: RefSeq, a predicted model, not a curated record